This is a messenger RNA of Aspergillus lentulus, 825 nucleotides long. NCBI's taxonomy places the organism in Eukaryota, Fungi, Ascomycota, Eurotiomycetes, Eurotiales, Aspergillaceae. The record is from RefSeq and is a predicted model, not a curated record.
AUGACUCGUCGUGAUAUGAGUGAAGAGGCCCUGAAGGCCAAACGAUCCGCCAUUAUCAACCACCUUCAGCAGCUCCGGGGAAUCCUCGAAAGAGUUAAUCCUCCCAACUUUGGGAUUGACGAGCUCUGUGAGCUAGGUUUGAAACCCGUAAGAGUUGAAUUAACGCCGGAUAAGGAGCUUUUAGAAUUUGAACCAUGUUUCUUCCUGCCGCAGCCUACAUCUGUGUUGUUGGAGCAUCCGUUUAGUCCGGAAGAGAGAGAAUAUGAUAUUGAGCAUGGGGAAACCUAUGCGACAAUCCUAGAUGAUAUCCUUGAAUGGUACCCAAAUACGGAAAACCCAGAGGAAAAAGCGCGAGAGCAAUACGAGCGAGCUCAAGCUAUACUUCGGGAGGACGGUCCUGAUUGGCUCUCAAACCUAGAACAUCUUGAGGAUCACAUUGGCUCUCAUCUGGGCGCCUGGCGCUCUGGAUUUCAUACGUCCCGCGGGGAAGGAUUUCUGGAAGAUCUUACGCCACUUAAGUUCUGCUGGGAUCGGUUUUCAGAAAUCGAGGGCUAUGUACCCCGUGUUAGGAUCGACCCAGGGGGCAAGAUCGGUAAGGGCUACUGGACCUCAUGUCAUGUCUUCAUCGACAAAUCUGCUGGGAUGCCUCACACAAUUAUCUGUUUCCACGUUGAAUACUGUGGGAACGACACGAGCCUCACCAUGGCUGAAGUCUAUGGGCUGCUCCAUCACAUGUAUCAGUGGUAUACUCUCCGAGAAUUUCGACAGCAUGCGAUAGGUCCCGUGAGUCUACGUCUCUUCUUUGCUGGACACGGGCUUUUCUAA